GUUUUUUUUAAGGUGCCCAGCAGAUUUGGGGAGACUUAGCCUGCCCUAGCCUUAUUGAAAAUCUGCCUAUGUCCCUGGGCUCCUUUUGCUCCCAGCUAUUGUAAUGUUACUGUGGGGGCGCUGGAAGGUAGUGGCGGGCCUGGCGGGCCUUGCUCUCAGCCUGGAGCUGCUGCUUCGGUACAUGAGGCGGAGAAAGCCCAUUCGGGAGGUGCUGUUCUUCCCGGCGCCGGUGACCUGUAUUGAGCCCGUGUUGUAUCCCAUGAAGCAAUGCUCCUGUCCCCUCCCUCACACCGACAGCGCCUUCAGCCGCCUCCUCUUGUUACUCCUCAGGGCUCAGCGCAGCCUGGAGCUUUGUGUCUUCACUUUCUCCUGUCCCUCCCUGGCCCGGGCCGUGCUACUUCUACACACCAGGGGAGUCCGGGUUCGUGUCAUCACUGACAAUGACUACAUGGCUGCCAGCGGCUCUCAGAUUGGGCCCCUGCGGAGCGCAGGUGUUGCAGUUCGACACGACCAAUCCAGUGGCUAUAUGCACCACAAGUUUGCUGUUGUUGAUGGGACAGUGGUUCUCACUGGCUCCCUAAACUGGACCGUUCAAGCCACCCAAACCAACAGGGAGAACAUUCUCAUCACAGAUGACCGCGUGAUCGUUAAGGCUUAUCAGCAGGAGUUUGAGCGACUCUGGCAGGAAUAUGAUCCGGCAUCAUACGACUUCUUCCCUGAGAAAGAGAACAAAUAAGAGCGACCAAGCAUCUCUUCUUGCAAGCAAUAAAUAUUGGAAACAAAAUACUUUGCUUUUUAAUUGAAAAAUGUAAACUAGUUAUAUAAACAUCAGCAGUUUUACUAAAGGAAAUCUGUAGCUCUGAGUCUUGCCGGCCGUGAUUAAAAAAGGUUU
This is a messenger RNA of Xenopus tropicalis (tropical clawed frog), 892 nucleotides long. RefSeq names its product phospholipase D family member 6 (gene pld6). The record is from RefSeq and is marked provisional. Gene Ontology annotation, cellular component: mitochondrial outer membrane. Gene Ontology annotation, molecular function: D-type glycerophospholipase activity; cardiolipin phospholipase D activity; catalytic activity. NCBI's taxonomy places the organism in Eukaryota, Metazoa, Chordata, Amphibia, Anura, Pipidae.